Scleropages formosus (Asian bonytongue) is the source of this 8909-nucleotide messenger RNA. RefSeq names its product piezo-type mechanosensitive ion channel component 2. NCBI's taxonomy places the organism in Eukaryota, Metazoa, Chordata, Actinopteri, Osteoglossiformes, Osteoglossidae. The record is from RefSeq and is a predicted model, not a curated record. Gene Ontology annotation, cellular component: membrane. Gene Ontology annotation, molecular function: mechanosensitive monoatomic ion channel activity. The transcript has 55 exons.
AUGGCACGCGACAUUGUUGUGGGAAUUAUCUAUAAAGUGCUGCUUCCAUUGCUGUUGCUUGCAGCUAUUGCCUUUCGGUACAAUGGUCUCUCCGUGGUGUAUCUCCUUUUCCUCCUCUUCCUGCCCUUACUUCCAGAUCCUGCAGAGGCCUCCAUGGGUGGGAAACCUGGGACUUUUCUGGUAGCGAUCUGCAGCACGAGCGUCACUUUCUUGGCUCUGCAGUGCGGACUGCAAAUUACCUUCACAUACGUUCCUAGAAAUGUGGCUGGUUUUUGGGAGACUCUUUUCUACCACUUGGGAAUCGUAAGAUUCAGUGCAGUAGAUCCAUGGAAUAUCGUGCGUCUCUUAGCGCCAGACCUGGGGCUCUUUCUAUCUUCUCUGCUCAUCUAUCGCUUGUGCCGGAAGCUUCUUCGGGCCCAAGGCCAUAUGACAGGCCACGAGAAUUGCAUUAUGACAUCUAGUAAUGAGGUACCCAGCAAGGAACCUUCUGACGAUACCUCAGAGGAGGAAGACAGUGGCGAGACAGAUGAGUCGCCUUCAGACAGCUCCGAGGAGGACGGUACCAUUCCAGCUGCUCCUCCUCGCUUCAUCCAGAAGCUGAUUCUAUUUGCCGCAGGCUUGCGUCUUCUUCUUACAGCCCUCUUAAACACAGCUGGGAAAGUCGUGAUCACAGUCCUCCUUGGACUGGCAGGAAUUGCUCUGCCCUCCCUGACCUCAGCGGUAUAUUUUGGGACAUUUCUUGUCCUGGUGUGGCUGUGGAUCUGCUGUCGUCCCGUCGGUCUACUUGCCUUCUGCAGUUUGUGCGUGAUGAUGGCCAUUUUCAGUGCUGGACACAUCGUGGCUCUCUACCUCUACCAGCUGCCCUUCUUCCAGGAUGUCAUCUCACCACAGAACCUCUAUGCCAGGCUUUUUGGAAUGACAGCCUUCAUCCAGACCAACCACUCAAGUCCUCACAUCCUGGGGCUGCACCCCGGUGUCACCUGGCCCGUCUUCAUCAACCCCUUGGUUUUGCUGCUGCUGUACUACACCUUAGUGACUCUGCUGAAGAAGUGGGUUCCUGAGGAGGUGUGUUCAUGCUAAGUGUCUAAUGGUAUGGAAGAAGAUUCUGCUUGUCAGCUCCCUGAAAACACCCUGCCCAGAAUGGUUUGGCUCUCUGGUGACAAGAAGAAGCUUCUGGCCAGCAUGGAUGAUGACAAUGAGCCUGUAGCCAUCCUGAUGACUAGCUCAUGGACCGAGACGGAGAGACCAAGACAAUCUUUUGCAGAAGACGAUGCACAUAAUCCAGGAUACUGUGACUGUCAAAUUCCACCGGCCUAUAGAGAGGUGUCUGCCGAUCCCGAGCCAGUGGAGUCAGAAGAGUCGGAGGAAGAGGAGAGUGACCACUACACAGAAACUAGUGCAGAGAGUGUACCUGAGCCUGCAAAGCCCAGUGGGCUGGCUUUGUUUGGCCAGUUCAUCAUGAAGCAGAGCUACAUCAGCGCUCUCAUUGUCAUGAUGGUGUGGAGUAUUACUUACAACAGCUGGUUAACGUUUGUGCUGCUGGUGUGGUCUUGUGUGAUCUGGAUCCUGCGGGACCGACGACGGUACGCCAUCCUCAGCGCCCCCUUUUUGGCCAUUUACAGUACGGCACUGGUGCUAGCUGCCUACCUCAGCGGGCUGCAGCUACAUCAGGAUGAGUUAUUCCCUGGCCUGCCCACCUCUGUGCUCCUUGACUUUGACCUGCACCACUCUGAAACGCCCUGCAUUCACCUGGGCGCAAAGGUCUUGUAUGCGUUCACCUUCUGGGUGCUACAGCGACAAAACCUGAAGGAGAAACAAGAAAAGCAGUUCCAGCAGAACGAGCCUCCAGUAGUCAAAGUGCUGCCAUCAGCCGAUGAAGGUAACUCUCUGACCCUGAUGGUUGUGUUGGGCUCGGUGGUCAGGGGUACCUUGGUCAAGUACUGGAUUUUGGUCUGCUGCUCCAUGUUUUUUGUUAUCAGCUUCUCGGGAAAGGUCGUGGUCUACAAAAUCCUCUAUAUUGUGCUCUUUCUUUUCUCUCUCGUCCUGUAUCAGGUGAAGUAUGAUGUGUGGAGACGGCUGUUGAAGUACUUCUGGGCAGUAGUUGUCGGCUACUCCAUGGUUGUCUUGAUAGCCAUCUACAUGUACCAGUUCCAGACUGUGAGCGGACUGUUCCGCCAGGUGAUGGGCAUGUCAGAGGAGGGUCUUCGUGACCUGGGUUUUGAGCAGUUUGACACCGUAGAGCUGUUUGCUCGGAUCCUACUGCCUGCAGCCUUCCUGCUCGCCUGCAUUCUGCAGCUGCACUACUUCAACUCAGAUUUCCUACGUCUCACAGACCUGGACAACGUAUCUGUUUCUUCAGUAAAGUCCAGAGAAGAAGACCUCACCAAGAAAGUAAACGCUAUAGCACAGAUUUUAAAGGCAAACCUCAACAAACUUCAAAAACGGCUUGCCAAGGAGCAGAUGAGCACCGAGAGUGUGGAUACCUUGGCUUCUGGAUCCCUGCCUGGUUCCAGGGAAAAGGAUCCUGGAACACACGAGGAAUGUCUGCAGAACGAGGACAGUGAGAUAGGCCAAUGGGGCUUGGUGGUGGAUCGUGCCAGUAUGCUGCUGCUUCAGGGCUUGCUGCUUCUCCGUCGGGCUCAGGAACUUCUUUGGAGGGUACUGGAGGUCCACAGCAUGAAGAUCAUCUCCACUGGCAUCAUCUGGGUGGCACUGAAGGAGGUAUGCCUGAUGAACUUCAUGUUCCUGGUACUCUGGGUCACCGCCUUGCCUUUCCCUCGUAUUCGCCCAUUGGCCUCAAGUGUCUCAUCAGUGUGGGCCUGUAUGAUGAUCGUCUGCAAAAUGAUGUACCAACUGAAAUUCAUUAAACCCCUUGAGUACUCCUCAAACUGCACUGUGUGGCUGACAUCUGUGAAUGAGACAUCAUUCAGCCGAAAUCAGGAGGAGCUGCUGAGAACCUCCAAGCUCUAUGUGGAACCCGUGGACCCAGCAGUGUGGCUGGGAGCCCUUCGGAAGUGUGACGACAAAAUCCUGCCCUGUCUUCAGAAUCACCUGAUGGUGCUGGGUCUUCUGGUGUUCGAUGUGACCGUGCACCGGCACCAACUUCACUACAGGCUCAGCAACAGCUUGAAGGCCCCUCUCACUAGUACCAUCUUCCAUGGGAUUACACGCCAACACUUUGAUCAGGGUAUUGGCCCUUGCCUCAAGUUCUUCACCAACUAUUUUUACUAUAAGUUUGGUCUAGAGGUGUGUUUUGUACUGGCAUUAAAUGUAAUCGGACAGCGCAUGGACUUCUGUGCUCUCUUCCACUCAUUCGCCCUAAUCGCCGUACUAUCGCGGCGUCGUAGGAAAGCCAUUGGAGAGGUGUGGCAUCACUACUGCUGCUUUACUGCCAGCCUCAUGGUGAUUCAAUACCUGCUGUGUGUUGGGAUCCCGCCAGCACUCUGCUAUGAUUAUCCAUGGAGGACCUUCAGCCAUGCCUUGACAUCAAACCUCAUCAAAUGGCUUUACCUGCCUGAUUUUGCUAUGCCACCAAACCCUGUCUUCAUCAUCUAUGACCACAUCCUGCUGCUGUGCUCAUCUCUUCAGUGGCAGGUGUUUCAGGAUGAGAACCGGGCAGCGGUACGCCUGCUGGCUGGAGAGAAUGUGGAAAUCAGCCGAAGCCUAGAUCCCCAGGCCCUCAGUCAAUACACCACUGUCAAAAACUUCCUACACUGCAGGUCAUACCUUGACAUGGUAAAGGUAUUUGUCUUCAGCUACUUCUUCUGGCUGGUGUUGAGCCUAAUUUUCAUCACAGGCACCACACGAAUCAACAUCUUUUGCAUGGGAUAUCUGGUGGCCUGCUUCUACUUCAUGCUUUUUGGUGGCAACUUGCUUAUGCAGCCGGUGCGCUACCUCCUGAGGCUCUGGGACUGGCUCAUUGGCUACACAUGCCUGGUGAUUGCCAUGAAGAAUCUUCUAUCUCUGGGGUCCUGUGUUUACCUAGAAGGCCUGGUGCACAAUGGUUGCUGGCUGAUACAAAUGUUCAGCAUGUUUUGCACAAUACGUGGCUAUGACACCCCACGCUCUGAUGACUCAUGUGAAUUGCCAGUGGGGGAGGCUGGGAUAAUCUGGGAUGCCAUUUGCUUCACCUUCCUCCUAGCACAACGGCGAGUCUUCCUCAGCUAUUACUUCCUUUAUGUGGUAUCUGACCUUAAAGCCUCCAAGAUCCUGGCUUCCAGGGGGGCUGAACUGUUUGAAGCAAAGGUGAAGAAGAGAAUAGCAGCAAGACUUGAGAUGGAGAAGAAGUCAGUGGAGACAUUAAAGAAACAGAUGGAGAAGAUUAAAUCUAAACAAAAGAGUCGUCCAGUCAAAGGAAACACCACAAAUGAGGCAAAAGGUGAGAGUGAAAAGGGUGAGAAAAGUGGUAAUGAGAAUUGGUGGCAGCCUUGGGUUUCCCACCCCUCUAUGGCAAACACUGGGCUGUACUACCUAUUUGAGUCUGACAGCGAGGAAGAAGAGGAGAUGUCACAGGACAAGGAAGAAGAGCAAGCCCUGCCUAAAAAAAAAACUGCAUUUCAGCUUGUUUAUGAGGCCUGGGUUACUAGCUCUAAAACUGCUCUGAAGAGACACAGGAAAGAUGAAUUCAGACUCCAAAAAGAAGAGAGGAAGAGAGCACGAACUGAGAUACAGAAAGAGCAGGAUUUUAAUGGAGAAGAGUCAAGUGAGGAUGAGCUGGAUCAAAGUCCUGAGGACAAUAUAGAAGAGGGGGGAGAAAAGCCAUUUCAGCGAUUCUUUGACUCAGUUAAGCUUCUUUGGAUUUUUAUCUUGUCACUACUGGAUGAUCUGACUGAUGGGCUGAAUUCACUGUGCAAAGACAGUCUAGACAUCUCCAGGGUGCUACGUUUUGAGAGGGCUCUUCUUAAUCAACAGCAGAAAAAGGGGAAGGAAGUGUCCCAGGAAAGUGUCAAGCAAUUUUACCAAAGCUGGAUGUCCAAGCAGAACACCAUGGUGUCCUUAGAGGAGGAACCAGAGCAUCAGCCACCCCCCUCCUCUCCUCCUGACGUGCCAUCUUCACCUCGUGGAUACGCCAAGUUGAAGAAUUCCAGCUCCAAGAUAUCUUGGGGUAGCAGCAUGUCUAGCUGCAUGACAGAGGAGACAAUGCUAGGGUCUCGGCAGCCUACGCAAGAUGACUUGGAAGAGACCCUCGAUGUGCCACAGCCUGCUAAUCAGCUGCGACGUAAACUUGUAAAAUCUGGAAAAAUUGACUUGCCCUCAUUUGAUGCAGAUGGAUCUUUUCUGAAUACUUCAGGACACGAAGAGUCAAAGGUCCAAAGUGAGGAGCUCAAAGACCAUGAUGAAGAGCUGAAUGCUCAUUGUGAGCAACUGAAGGAGAAGAAUGAAGGAUGCAGGGUCCCUGAAGAACAACUGGAAGAACAUAGUGGAGAGUUACACAUCUACUGUGAAGAGCUCGAGAACCCUGUCGAGCCACUUCGAGACCAGUGUGUAGAGCUGAAGCCCUGUGGUGAGGUUGCAAAGACCUGCGAUGAAGAUACGGAGGACGUUCAUGAAAAGUUUAUUGUACAUAGUGAAAGAACGGAACCCCACAGCAAAGAAGUGAAAGUCUGUGAGGAGGAAUAUACUGAAGAUUUGGAGCCCCCAGAGACCCUGUCAUUAGAAUGCUUACCAUGUAGUAUAGAGCUCAUCAAGAGAGAAGACACCCCAGAACCAGGUGUCCUCAGCCAGGAGACAAGAGCCCUCACAGCCAGCGAACUGUUACUGAACAAGAUGUUUGAUAAUGAAGAAAUUGAUGAGUCUGACAAGUUCUACUGCUCCUUACCAAGGUUUCUGCGUUUGAUGUUUGCUCUGUAUAACACCAUGGUGUCAAAAUCAGAGUGGCUGUGUUAUUUUGUGAUCAUACUGAAUCACAUGGUUUCUGCUUCUCUACUAACACUUGUGCUGCCCAUCCUAAUCUUCUUAUGGGCCAUGUUAUCUGUACCACGCCCAACCAAGCGCUUCUGGAUGACAGCCAUCAUCUACACUGAGCUUACUGUGGUAAUCAAGUAUUUCUUCCAGUUUGGUUUUUUCCCCUGGACCACUUCUGCUUACCGUGGCAUCAAUGCAGACCGUCCCUUCUGUCUGCCCAACAUCAUUGGGGUGGAGAAAAAAGAUGGCUAUGUCAUCUUUGACCUUUUGCAGCUUUUGGUUUUGUUUUUUCACAGAUCAAUUCUUAAGUGUCAUGGUCUCUGGGAUAACAAGGAGGUUGAAAUGCCUGACUUCUUCAAGAAAUUGAAAAGGAAAACAGAGAGGAACCGAGCAAACAGUGGAGCAAACCAUCAGGCCUCAUUCCUGCCUGCGGAGACAUCUAUGGGCUCAGUCUUACGAAGGAGGAGGAUGGGCAGUAGCUUUGAUGCCAAUGGGAAUGAAGAGCCAAAAAAGAAGAGAAACACCAAGAAAAACAGGCAUCGCCCCAAAGAACCACAGACCAUGAUGAAGAGACUCAAGCAGAAAAUCCGAGAGAGGAUGCUGGAGGUCAAAGCUGUAGUCAUAGAGGCAGCUCUACAUAUAUACCUGCCCAUCAGACAAUUCUUCUAUGACAUCAUCCACCCUGAGUACAGCCCCGUGUGCGAUGUCUAUGCUUUAAUGUUUUUGAUUGAUGUUGUGAACUUCAUUGUCAUCAUUUUUGGAUACUGGGCUUUUGGUAAGCACAGUGCUGCUGCUGACAUCACAGAGUCCCUCUCCGAAGACCAGGUUCCUGAGGCCUUCCUGGUCAUGCUGCUCAUCCAGUUUGGCACGAUGGUUGUCGAUCGAGCCCUUUACCUUCGUAAGACACUGCUGGGGAAAUGUGUAUUUCAGGUUGUCCUGGUCUUUGGAAUCCACUUCUGGAUGUUUUUCAUACUGCCUGGUGUCACAGAGAGGAGGUUCAACCAGAAUCAUGUUGCACAGUUGUGGUACUUUGUGAAAUGCAUCUACUUUGGCCUCUCGGCCUAUCAGAUCAAGUGUGGCUAUCCCAAUCGUGUUUUGGGUAAUUUCCUGACCAAGAACUACAACUACCUAAACCUGUUCCUGUUUCAAGGAUUCCGACUGAUCCCCUUCCUGACAGAGCUGCGUGCUGUGAUGGACUGGGUGUGGACAGACACCACUCUUAGCCUAUCGAGCUGGAUCUGCGUAGAAGACAUAUACGCCAACAUAUUUAUUCUGAAAUGCUGGAGAGAGUCUGAGAAGAAAUACCCUCAACCCCCCGGACAGAAGAAGAAGAAGGUUGUUAAGUAUGGCAUGGGUGGCUUCAUCAUCUUUGCCCUCAUCUGCAUUGUUUGGUUCCCACUGCUUUUCAUGUCCUUGGCUAAGUCUGUGGCUGGAGUGACCAAUCAGCCACUGGAUGUAUCAAUUCAGCUGAGUAUAGCAGGAUAUGAGCCACUUUUCACCAUGAGUGCCCAGGAGCAGAACCUGGUUCCCUUCUCUCACUCAGCCUACAACAAGCUCACCAAUCAGUAUGCCACACAUCCAGCCGCUAUGCAGUUCAUUGUAAACUACGUUGCUGAGGAUGUUGUCACGGCGAAGAUCAAGAGCGACGCCAGCUUGGUGUGGAGCAUCAGCCCUGCCAGUCGGCUAGCCAUGAUCGAGGAGCUCGCACAGUCCUCCCACGUGUACAUCACCCUGCGCUGGUCCCUUGUUAGGAAUGCCUCUAUCGCAAUGAAUGCAGAAACAGCAGGAGAGCGAACCGUCAAAUAUGAAGACAAGAAGAUGAUCGAUGAAAUUGUGGAGAUGCUCAAAGGGACUCGUUCUGAGCCUGCGAUCAUCCAAUCACUGCUGCCAAAGUACAUCAGGGGUCCCUCAGGGCCAGAGGCUAAGGUGGCCCACCGACUGGAAACUGAGAAUCUGGAGCGCUCUCAGGGUUUGGCUCUCUUUCGCCCGCUGGCUAUCAAGCUACAGAAGGGUAAUGGGAGCACAGAGACUCAGUGGUGGGUUGUGCAAGAGUGUCUCCCAAACCAACUGCAGAAAAGCUGCCACAGUAUUGAGAUGGUGAUCUUCAGUGACAAAGUCAGCCCCCCGAGUCUGGGUUUCCUGGCAGGAUAUGGCAUUGUAGGACUCUACAUGUCAGUGGUGCUGGUGAUUGGGAAGUUUGUGCGCGAGUUCUUCAAUGGAAUCUCACGCUCCAUAAUGUUCGAAGAACUGCCUUGCGUGGACCGGGUCCUGAAACUGUGCACUGACAUCUUCGUGGUGCGUGAGACCGGAGAGAUGGAACUGGAGGAACAGCUCUUUGCCAAACUCAUCUUCCUCUACCGCUCUCCUGAAACUAUGAUCAAGAUGACUCGUGAAAAGGAGAGCAACUGAUUCAACCGAUGCGCUGAGAUUCUAUCUCAAUAAUAAUAUUAAAGAAUGCAGCUGAAUAUUUGACUAAACCCUGAAAUAUAAAUUUGUUUUAACAUAUAAAAGCCAUCAGAAAAGUAAUUGUGCAACCAGUGAACAGGAGAAACAGCUCAGCAUCUGUACAAGUGUUCAUAUCUUUAAUAAACAAAGAAUGUGUAAAUCUGUAAAAAAAAAAAACUGAAAUGCAAAUACUGGGAUCGUCCUGAGCCGUUUUGGAUCAACUGGGAGACAGAUGCUACUUUUAAAUAUAUUUACCAAACUACACGUUACAAAAAGCCCAGACCUGCUCACUGUGUAAACCUGCACAUGAAGAGAAAACCACCAUGACAACUUCCUAAAUCUCCAAGGACAUUUUUACCACUGUAAACCAAAUGCAUCCCCUAAUGAGAGUGUAAUGUAUGUUAACAUGAGAACAUGAAAUAAAAUACGACAUGCGUAUUUUUAAUAUUUUAAAACUGGGCAUGUAUUGUACAUAAACUGUCGCCAGUUUCAUGUGUGGUUUUAGGCCUAUAUUGUGGAACACAUCUUGUAUGUUACAUGUAUUAAUUUAACUGACACAU